CAACGGAGGGACGCAGGGGGUGCUGCUGACUAGUCGAGCCUGCAGUGAGUGACGAGGACAACCCCGUGAGCGUGACGGAGGUGGUGGUCGCAGCGGAGAAGGGAUAAAGGGCCGAGGGGACGGUAACGCGGAGCGGCAGCGCCACCGACUAAACAGUCGCACCCCGUCGUCGCCGUCGUAUUCGAGGCCACCCCCUGUCACUGGCGAGAGCCGCGACAGGGAGCGACCGGAAGAGUAACGGACGGACGGGCGGACGGACGGACGGACAGACGGACGGACAAUCCUCAGUCAGUCAGUCAGUCAGUCAGUCAGUCAGUCAGUCAGUCAGUCAGUCGGUCCACUCGGCAAGUCUCGGGGCGCAAAAGAAGAGCCACCCCCUCCCUCCCCCCGGACACACACGCAUACAUACGGACAUAUAUACACGUGAACACAGUCACCCGAAUAUCUCAACACAUACACGUACAAACACCCUGACGCGCGCGUGUGCACACGUUACAUAGGCAUACUUAGCGAUCGUGGAAAGUAAGAGUCCCCUCGACGACCACCCUCUCGAGAGGACGCGGAAAACUAACCGCGAAGGACUCGCAAGGAUCGCGAGGAAAGCCGCCGCUGGCGAGCUGGCAUGGUGGCGGUGGUGCAUCCGUUUAAGGAGCCGCCCUCGCCGCGCCGAUGACGAGGCUGCAGAUCCCACACCAGCGCGUACCACGUAGGACGAAGGCGAAGGCGAAACCGGUGAGCGAGCGGCCUGCACUCAACCGAGGAAACGGUCUCGUCGUCCACCAGCGGUCCGACGGCGACGGGCCGCAGCCACAGACGGCCGGGCCGGGUGACGGACGGGCGCGACGUAGACGUCGACGUCGCGCAGACGACGACGACGACGACGACGACGACGACGACGUCGUAUCGCGGAGCAGAAGGCGGAGCAGGGAGCAGCGACGGCGGUGCCGUAGUCGCGACCGUCGAUCGUGACAACGACGACGACGACGACGUCGGUGGUGCGGUUGGUGCUGCGGUUGUUGGUGUUGAGCGUGUCGGUGUUGGUGUACCGCGUGGGUGUCCCGCUCCUCCGACGAGGUCCAAGUCGCCGUUUCCCCUAACCGGAACACGACGACGACGACCAUCGCCAUCGCCAGCUGCUCCUGGUGUCGGCGACCUUGGGACAACGAAUUCGCAUUGCCAUUAUGCCACGCUGCCUCAUGGCGAAAAAGUGGAAGUGGAAUCAGUGGCAGGCCCGCGUGGACGAUCAGCAGAACGAGCAGAAGGACGUGACGCCACUCGGUCCUGCCGCCCUGCAGCAGGAACAUCACGUUCUACAUCAGACCGCGGACGCGAUGGAGAAACGGCCGCACAGGCAUGAGCCCGAGGACGAGGAGAUCGACGUGGUCGGGGACGUCGAUAAUCAUCAGGUCGAACAUCAGCAGACCUGCUGGGGACCGCACAGUCCCACGGCGGGGGCUACGGCCCCCAGUCCGCCACCUCUCAACGCCUCCGGUGCUCUUUACUACCACGGAUCGAUAAAGAUCAGAGGCGAUAAACCGACAGGAAUGUGCGGAAUGUUCAUUCAAGGCUACACGCACGAAGCGUGGAUCAAUCACGAGGAGCCGCCCAAGUACGCGACGCUGCGCUCCGCGGCGGAGCUAGCGCGUCCGGUAGCACCGUCGCCGCCGCCUUUGGUCGCGCAGCACGAUCUACCGGUUGCGGUGCUGCCGCAAGCGCCGACGCAUCAGCCAACGAUCGCAGCACGAACCCGUCAUCGUCAUCCGUCGCCGCUAUGCCUGCCGCCGCGAAAGAGCCUCUCGAUGUCCUUCACCAGCACCGGCACGGCGCUCUCCUUACCGCCGAAGAAGAAGGACAUCUACCGUCCUUACCUGCAACCGAUCUCGGAGAUACGCACGUCCGCCGAGGAGGAUCUGUCGGCCGCUCAGGAUCUCGAUCUUAGCGCGUCGCCCGCCGCACCCACGCAUUCCGUUUUCAUUCACACCCUGUCGCCACCGCCGCCACCACCGCCGCCACCACCGCCACCCGCCGCUGCCGCUGUUGCUGUCGCCGUCGCUGUCGCUGCGGCGCCCACCGUGACCGCAUCGCAACAGCAGGAGCAACAGCAGGAGCAACAACAUCAGCAACAACUACAACAACCGGUGCCGACGACGGGUAUACAAUCUAUACCGGUCUCCGUGCUCGUGCCAGUUCCUAGCUCGCAGACCAAUCAGCUACGCCAACAAGAGCAAACGCCACCGCAGCCGCAGUCGCCCGCGACCGCGGAAGCCACCGGCGGAAACUGCAACGUCGGCAGGGACAGCACCACCACCAGCAGCAAGACUGUCGCCUACACCUACGAGGCCUUCUUCGUGUCCGACGGCCGAUCGAAACGACGCGGUGGCAGCGGCAACGGCGCGCCUAGCGCCAGCAACGCUGCCGUGCCCGACAAAGAGGCGGCUCAACCGGACAGGCCCAAGUUCACGUGUACCGAGUGCGGCAAGCAGUACGCCACGUCGUCGAACCUGUCGCGGCACAAGCAGACGCAUCGCAGCCUCGACUCCCAAUCGGCCAAGAAGUGCAUCCACUGCGGCAAGGCGUACGUCAGCAUGCCCGCCCUGGCGAUGCACGUGCUCACGCACAAGCUCGCCCACAGCUGCGGCGUCUGCGGCAAGAUGUUCUCGCGGCCCUGGCUACUGCAGGGCCACUUGCGUAGUCACACCGGCGAGAAGCCGUACGGAUGCGCCCACUGCGGCAAGGCGUUCGCCGAUCGCUCGAAUCUACGGGCGCACAUGCAGACGCACUCGGCCGACAAGAACUACGAGUGCUCGAGGUGCCACAAGACCUUCGCCCUCAAGUCCUAUUUGAACAAACACCUGGAGUCGGCGUGCCUGCGCGACGAGGAGAUGCAGCAGCAGCAGCAGCAGCAGCCGCAGCCACAGCCGCAGCAUGCCGGUAACAAUGCCACGCAGCAACAGAACACCAAUCGAGGCUUGUAGCAGCGCUUCGAGAAAGAGAACCACGACGCCACGAGGAUCGAAGGCUCGAGAGAGAGCUAGCGGUGUCCCAUGAUCGCCGUUUGAUCGCGAAGAGGCGCGAGGGUACGAAGAGCGGAGGAGAGGAUAUAAGGUUUGCCGUAGAUUUUAAGUAGAAAAGUGCCAGUAGAGACAGAAACGAGAGCUAGAGAGGAAGAGAGAGUGAGAGAGAGAGAGAGAGAGAGAGAGAACGAGCGAAAGAGAGAGAAAGAGAGAGAGAGAGAGCGAGAGUGAAGAGAAGAGAGAGAGAGCGAGUAGAGAUUUAGAUGGAAAGAAAGGGAGCAAGAGAGAGGGAGAGCGUGAGUUUACUAAUAAUGUCUAACAUUAAUAAAAACGUCCAGUAAUGUUAAGUCGUAAAAAGAAAAAAAAACACGUCGAACGAUGACGUCCACACUGCAGAGUCUAGUCACUCUAGUCGAUUAUAUAUACCUAUUACAUUAUAUGAUAUAUUAUUAUAUUAUUAUAUAUAGUAUAUAUAUAUUUACUAGCGCGUACGAUUCUAGUCCGCGAAGCUCGUUACGAAGACAUUAUUUAUUAAUACUUAGCUGCCUAAAUUAAAACGGGGAGUGAAGCAAGAGAUCCAGGAUUCGACAGAUCGAUGAUGGGAUCCGUAUAAUCGCGGUUCACGCGAGCCGUGCUCGUCGAAUCUCGAUCACUUCGCGCCUCGCGUUCGAUCGACGAUCGAGGCCGAUCAGACCGUAAAUGCCGAAAACGCGCAGGUGUCAUCGACGGUUCCCGUACAUUCGCGAUCAAUUAUUCAAAACCCCCCAAAAAAGCCAAUUUCCAUUUCGGAGGAUCGCAAACUGUAGAGAGGAUUUCUCGGAAUAACUGUUAAAUAAGCAAGUAGUUUUUAGAGAAACCACCGGGAUCGAUUAGGGACUAUCUGUUGCAGUUCGUCAAUAUUUUAAGUGCCGUCGACUUCAAACAACCAUUACUCGGGACAAGUCAAGUAUUUCCGAGUACCGGGAGCAUGAUUCCAAUAAUUGCGCCAUGGUUGAUGUAAAAAUGUUAAUGCGGCUGUUUGAAGACACUCGCGCUUAAAAUUACUCGGAGCAAAAAGAAGGUUAAUAGCCGUUCGCGGUAGACGUUCUUCUUAAUAUUUCAUCAUUGGGUCUGAGCCAUUGGGAUAGAAAAUGAUGAAAGCUAUAGCUAAUCGAUAUUUGCGGUAACCAACGACCUGCACUGCACGGUCGGAGUUAUGCCGUACGUGCCGCGUUAUUUUCGACAAACCAACGGGUAAUAUACGUUAGCGGAUUCUGAAAAAAAAAAAAAAAAAAUAUAUACGCGCUUUCACGGAAAUCUUUUAUCCUUCCUCAUUUUUCAUGUCACGAGCCGAAUCGUCGACGCACACCUGCGUAUUUCGCACGAUUAUGCGAUUUAUGCGCCACCAUGUGUAACCGGUAACACGCGUGGCACUUUCAGUCACGAAACGAGCGACUAUAUCGCGAUAUCGAAUCGGCGCGGCGGCGAAAAAGUGACGGCGCGAAAUGUCGCGGGGGGUAGUCGCUCGCGCGAAUCGACCGGUUGCGUUCGCGGGCGCGCAAAAAGCGAAACGCGUAAAAACGGUAUCGCAUAAACGGAGACUCACCACGUACACACCACGUACUUAGAGCAAAAUUCGAGUAAUAGAUGCGUAACAUUGUUAUACACAUAUUUUAUAGAAGCAAUAUAAGGGAAAAAAAAUAUGACGACACGUACGGUCAAAGCAAUGUUUCGACACAACGAAUUAUAUAAUUAUACAUAUAGAGGCGAACACAUCGAAGUUUAAUGAAGUCUCGAGCAAGAACCGACGAUAUAUGCUUAGGCAUGAUGGAGAACGAUCGCCCACAAUCCACACCCCCUGGUCUUUCUUUUGCGUUAAAAGUUCUCGAAACGUCAAAUCGGGAUUGAUCUCUUUUUCUAAUUUACAUUUUUUUUUUUUUUAAUCAUCACUUUUGAGUCAGUCGACGAUGCCUUUUAAAGCCUUAUAUUUUGCUACAAUGCGCAGUGUAUCUGUGUGUCCCUGUAUUACUCGCAGUGAUAAUACCAGAUUACCCCUAUUGAUAUCAAUUGAUAAUAUUAUAUCGGCAGAACUAAUAAAUUCUACGCAGCGCAUUCCACUAAUUGCAUAGGUCAUGCCGCGUUGAGCAUUUAAUCACGUUUACGCCAAAAAAAAAAAAAAUCAUUAAUCACGUUCGCGUGAUGAAUAUACAUCAGUAGCUGGUCUAUGUAUUGAAUUAUCAGAAUAAAUUUGCGGUGUACAUUCAUAAUUCAGUCAGCGUAUUAUGUUGUGCCAUGAUUGUGAAACCGUACGAAAGGCAAUUAUUAAUUUCUCCACGACAAUCAAUUGAUUUUUCCGUAUUUCAAAAUCGGGGUGAAAUCGAUAUCGUGUAUCGUUGCGCGCAUUUAAUCGCGAAAAUUUCAAAUAAUUUUAUACAAUUUUCGUCCAAUGAACAGGAAUAAAAUCGCGGUGAACGCGAUCGGAGGGGUGUGGACUAUACGCUUCACGUCGCCUAGCGGAAAAAAAAAAUAAUAAUUGAGCUAAUAACAAUUAUUACGGCCGAUGAGCAUGCGGGCGAUCUGCCUGAUCAUUCUCUCUAUUUUUUUUUCUUUUUUUUUUGCAACGAUCAUAUUAUCGAAGAACGAUAACGUAUUUUGCAUGUACAGUAUAGAGAAAGAACCUCGCCGCCAAAAGUUGCAGGGAGAACAGAACGAACAAUAUUUUUCGCAUAGCUCGUUCCGGACCGGAUCGAGCCUUACGAUCGGCCGACAAUGCUUUACGCGCAGUAGAGCUUCGUUCGAUUUUUCUUUUCCUCUUUUUUUUUUUAAAUUUUAUCUCGCGCGGCACUAGCCACUGAUAAAUACGCCACGCUGCUAUUAAUGCAUAUAUAUAAGCAUAUGAAUAUACGGCUAUAGAGCAAUAAACGAUUAAGCAAUACUAAUUUAUUCGCGUAGCGUACAACGAAAAUCCGCAAUAAUGCGCACCGCUCGCUCGACUUACCCGUAAGUCCCAACAUAUUUCCUUUGGCUGUUUCGUUGGUACGCCCUGGCGUACGUCACCGCUUAUUGUAUCGUUCGUUUGUGUCGUACUCUUCGUUCUGCGCUUAUUUCUUUGUAUAUAGUAGAAAUAUUGUUAUUUUCUCGAUACCCUAGUCAUGAUGUCAUAAUUAUUUGUUCCUGUAUUUAUUAUUGACGUGUUGUCAAGAUAUUGAAAAGCAUGUAAAACAAUAUGUUACGCCAGUGCGCAAUGUACACGACACCUUAUCGAUUUUAGACUAUUUUUAUGCAUUUUAUCACAGAUUUUCAUCUUGGAGCCAUUCUCUCUGUUCUUACAUUCCUCAUGUGUCACGCAUUAAUCUCUUGACAAGCCCGUCGUAUAUUAUUGUCAUUAUAGUAUUAAUAUUAUUAUUGUAUUUAUUAUUAUUUAUUAUUAUUAUCGGUAUUAGUAUAUUUAUUAUUAUUAUUAUUAUUAUUAUUACUAUUAUUAUUAUUAUUAUGCUAGUACAACGAUUCGAUACAACGAUUGAUAUUCAUGCGUUACGAGUAAAAAAAAACUAAAGCAUGUGCAAUUUCUCCAUUCUGAUUUGUAAAAGAAAAAGAAAAAAAGAAAAUGCCGCCAUUCCGUGCGACAAGCUACUUUAUUUAAAAUAAUCUCGCGGGAAAUAGUUAUUAGUCAAUACACUUAAACUUCCGGAUCGUGGUAAUAUAUAUGCAUAAUAUACAUUUAUAUAUUAUACGUACACGUAAACAGAACGUCCUCACUGGAAGUAAAGGUAAAUCCUAAAGCAAGUUCCAACACUUUAUUAAAAAAAAAAGAGAACGAAAUAGAACAACUUUAUAACAAUAUUGAGAAAGAAAAGUUACCACUUUAUUCUAUUUUGCAGAAAUUGCUCACUACGUCCGUCUGUUUUUAAUUAAUCUAUUCCAAAACACUCUUUCCUUUCUAUAAAAGUUCAUUACGUUUUCUAUUAAAACAGCCAUAUUAUUCUUUGAACCAAACAAACAAAGAAUAAACAGCAACUAUUCGUUGUCAACAAUUUUGUACAAGAACUCUCCUCUACCUUUGCAAAUUAUUUACCGUUCAGCCAAUUUAAAUAUCAAUUUACGGUCACGCAAGGAAUACAAUCAAUAUUUGGCAAUCAAAUGAAUUCGAAUGAUUCGAAAGAAUUAAUUGCGUGGGCCUUUAUUUUUUUAAAGAGGAUCGCGUUGCUUUCGAUUUUACCGCCGGUCGUGGGACAUCCUGUAUAUAGUCGCAACUCAUAAUUGAAGCGUGUAUAAGAGAGAGAGAGAGAGAGAGAGAGAGAGAGAGAGAGAGAGAGUGCUCGUCGUACUCAAAUGCCAUUAUGAAAAACACAAACCGGAGCUUUAAAAGGGAGCUACGAUCGAAAGGGAGCAUAUCCACUUGUUUUCUCACGAUUUGUAGUCGCGCGUAGAAAUUGAACAGCUGUAAAGAGCCGAUUAGAAAGAGAACGGUCGGUGACUAUAGUCGUAAUUAGCGGACGGCGAGGGUUCGUUGUGGGAAUUGCGUCGGUUCGUUAGACGGUUACCUAGUCAAUUUCUUUCUCAAUUUUUUAAAACGCGAAUUGUUACUCGACGCGAAGGUGAAGAAAAAGAGUCAUACCCGCUGCGGAAGAUUUGUUCCCGGUAAUUUAUUUUUUUAAGCCCGUUUAAGCGUAGUGAUUAUACGACUAUAGAACGAAAUCUUGUAGAGAGACAAAUUAAAGAAUUUAUUAAAAUUACAAAUACCUUCCCUUCUCGCCGCCCCCCCCCCCACCCCCCCCCUCUUUCAAAUAGGACAAUGCGAUGUAACGAGCGCUGCAUAAUUUAAAGUUAAUUAUAAGGAGAAGGGACGCAAAAAGUUUUCCUGUGAUCAAUCUCAGUAACGAUCUCUGCUAAAGAUAAAGAUUUUCAUGAAUUAACUGAAUUCUGCGUGAUAUGUGAUUAUCAUUUUGGCAACCUUGUUAUUUAUAUCUAUGCGGUCCUUGCUGUAAAAACGUUGGUUUCAUCUUACUUAAGACAAUUGGAACACCAAUCUUUCCAUCACCACGAUUUCAACUCGGGUUCACAAUUUUUGUAUAAAUUUAACACGUUGUAAAAAAGAAAAAAAAAAGGGUCGCCACGCCAUUUCCGUACUUCUCUCGCUUUUCUUUCGCGGAUAUGUCAUUAUGCCUUAAAUGCCAACAGAGCGGCUACUCCUAUAGCGAAUUUCUCAAGCCUCGCCGAUAGUUUAGAGUCGAGGGAACCGAACUCGAUUCAAGCUCAACCCCCUGUUAUCGUGAAAUCGAUGUUACUUAGAGGUGCUCAAAGAAGUGUGUACAAAACAUAAGAGAAACAGAAUAUAGAUAAACGACAUUAAAUUUGAUGGUAUAUUUAUUGAUAACGCGCGAGGCGAAUGCGGCGAAUAUACUUAGCGGUAGGAGCUCUAUCGGGCGUAGAAGUGGAAAAUAAAUGCGUUUCAUAGCCGAUGCUCUUGUGUAAAUAAUCCCUAUCUUACUCUUACCCCCUUUAAUCGCGGGAUUAUAGUGAUACGUAAGCUUCUAUAUCGCUAUACUGUACUAUUACGACGUGUAUGCAAUUGGUCGAGGGAAGGGCUCUCUCUUCGCAAAAACCUCGGUAUUGACACGCGCGCGAGCGUGUGGACUGUCUUUCAUUUCUCGGCUAAAAGAAAAAGAAAAAUACUCAUUUUCCCCGUAUGAACAUGACGAACAGUUCAAUCGGUUUCGCAUGGAGAUUUCGUCAUUCUUAUUUACGUUUCGUAUUCUCUAAAUCAGAAUCAGGGUUAUUAUUCGCUGACAAAUAGUGAAUAAUACUUCAGUGAUAUAACUAUGUCAAUCAGUGAUACAUGAGCUGACAAUACAUUGAUUUCGAUCAAUAAAUGUCCCUUUUUUAAUCGAAAUCAUUAAAAAAUAAAAACAGUGAACAGUCACUGAUAAUCACUGUUACAAGUAUAGCAAAUCAAUCAAGAUUUUACCGAUUCAGAUUUAGAGAGUAAGAUCUCUCUCGCUCAUUUGAAUAACAUUAAUUUGUAAGUUGAAAUUGCAUCCAAAGUUCAUCAUUUAACGAGAAGGAAACUUAUUUUAUCAAUGGCGGUCGCGCGCGCGAGCGAGAGCGAGAGCUCAAAGUUUUUGUCGCCAUUAGGUGCGGUGAUACAAGUAGAUAUAACGCACUGCAUUAUAAUGCGGGCGACGUAACGUGAGACCACUUAAAGUCACAUUUUUAAUACUACAUUAUGCAUUAGCGAAUAUUUAAUAAAACACCCUGGCAGGGCACGUAGAGCCCACGGGCAACUCCUAAUCGCCUAAUGUCGCUUAUGAUAAUUAGGGAUCGUUCUUACGGCACGUAGCAGCGCGGCGAGGAAAUAAAAGCGAACAGAGGAGGGCCCUUCCUCUCGUCCAAUCGAAACUUAAAUCCUCCUCUUUCGUACUUCCCGCUUCGAUCUGAAAACUUGGCUCCUAAAGAAAGCCUUCUCAUGGCGUGCUCGAGAAGUCGAGGUCAGAAUCAACGUCGAAACGUACUCUCUUCGUGGCACAGCAUAAACAACUCUUCUACUGCUAACAAAACUACAGACGUGCGCGAUACUUUCGUGCGACUGCGACGCGGUCGGCGGAGAUUCCUUUCACGCACGCACACUCGCGCUACAUGCAAGCGUACACACGGAAUGACACACCCACACAAAUGCACACACACACACACACACACGCACGAAGACACACACGCGGCAGUCCUCUCUUGACUCUACUGGUCCUUCUACUCUCCCAUCUCGAGUGUCCUUGCACCUCCAGUGGUUCUAAGGUCAGACGACCGGGCAAUUCCGGUCGAGUCGUCAUACGCCCUAAUUGGCAAGCUCGCCGCCGUGAAAAAUGACCGCGCGCGCGCGCUUUUCGCGCGUUCCCACGCCGGUUUUCCUGGAGGAUUUCUCUGGCUGGCUUCGCCGCGCGCGAUUUAUCGAACGCCGUUUAAUUACGUCGCGCACUUUUCGAGACCCCGGGCGAAAUACGCCACCGCCAAAUAUAGUACGUAUAUAUAUAGCUUUUUUUUUAUCAAACUGAUAUCAAACCAUCGUUUAAUUUCGCCGUAAUAUGAAUUAAAGCGAGUCUCCCCCAUCGGUCGCCUAUAAAACCCAACAUUGUUUUAAUCCACAUCGGGGCAAACUCGCGCCCGUGUCAUUUUGUUUUAAUCUACGUUUGAUUUAACUUUAAUUUAGCCCGCGCAGGUCGACCGUCAUUUCGCUCCAAUUUACCUUUGAUUUAAUUGCAAUAUCCGGCCGCGCCGCGCGCCUGACCGUCGUUUUAUUUCAAUUUAUCUUUGAUUUAAUUGCGAUUUCCGUCCACGCCGUUAUUCUGUGUUUUAACUCGCGAGCCGCGUAUUUAUUUGAACGCGCGUUUUCGUACCGCCGCGCCGCCCGUGAAAAUCCUCAUUUGUCAUGGCCCGGCCCCCGUCGAUACGCGCGUUUUCACAGAGAAAGAGAGAAACGCAAAAAAAAAAAAAUCAAAUUUACCGAAUAGAAUUCUCGUUCGAUCGAAAGUUGGCAAAAUUAUGCUUAAUGUAACAACAAUCGCGCGGCAUGUGUGUGGGACGCAAAUCGGAUCGAAACAAACUCAGACCCGCGGGGGUAAAAAAAAAAAAAUGGAGCGCGACAAUAAUCGGUCUCCGAGUAACGUCAAACUGUCGGAGGAGAGGCGGUAGACGUGCGUGAUUUUUUUUAAAUAAAAGUAAAUCCAAUUCGCGCGCGUGCGUCAAAUCAAUCCCUUCGUUGCAAUUGCACCACCGCUGAUUGACGCGCCGAUACAAACGCGUCUGUGCAAUCUGCACUAAUUGAGCGUAAUUUUCGGAAGAUACGCGACACGGGGCGCGCGUCCUGUCAAACCGGGAAAACGGAGAUCGCGCGAUACGCUCGCUAAACGACGGGCAAUCCGCCUGCCGCUUGCGCUUGCGUCGAUGACGGAUCGAACGCUCGUAAAUCGACACUCUCGCGACUGGAGCCCCACUUGUGCGUGACACGCGCCACGUGGAUGGGAAAGAAACUUUAUCGAGAGAUAAAAAAAAAAAAAUCAACAAUCCUUUCUUCGCCGUGCGACGUGUCUCGAUUAUUCAUCCGGGCGUUCGGCGAGGGCGCCGAAAAUUUUCCAAGACGGCGAGAACGGCCACACUGCUCUUUUCCUUCUUCCCUAUUCGGCCGACGCUCUCGGAUUCCGUAUCCAGAUCCUCGGAUCCUCUCACGGUGCAACGAAAUGAUUCUCCUCUCAGAUAAGAUACCCUGUGUUAGACACAGACCAGAUAAACGCGCGAUGUACUUUUGUAAUCCUUCCAACGAGGGCCUUGACAAUUUUUUAACCGUUUGUUAGUUGCCUUAGGCAUAAGCGAGAGGAAGUGUGUUGAAGAAAAAAAGCAAUUAAAGGAAAAAAAAAAAUAGGGAAACGGAACGUUCAAGGAGAGAUAACGCAAGAGACAACGGUCCUUGGAUCCGAAAUUACACGCUACUCUCUUUACUCUCAAUCGCGAUUAAGCGUGACCAGUUUUUACGGCACCGUUAGAUCGGUCGAAAGUCCAAACGAGGCUAAUUGGGCCGUUGCCCAAGCUUGUUAAACGAGAAUACAAAAAUCGUUAAUUACGGAACGUUUCAGAGUCGGUUGCACCGGCGCCUAACUAUGAUUAAGUGAAUAAUCCAUUUCACUAUUUCUAUCGCGGUAUCGUAAUCUGCGAUCUAAAAGAGAAGAUAACGUCUACCGGAGAUUAAUGAUGGGGACGACGACUUUUAAGCUGCGGAACCGCCGUGCGUAUGUUGAAUUUUUUGCCGAAAAUGAUAUAAUCGUACAAAAAAAAAACAAAAAAACAAAAACAAAAACCAAAAAAAACAGAACGGUGGGCGUUUUGUUCCUCCGAAGGAGGAAUCGAAUAUUUCAUACGAACACAGAGCACAAAUAUUCUAGUUACGGUGACCAAAUUACAACUAAAGUAAGCAGAUCUGACCUAGAGACUGUCGGAUUCUUCAUAGCGUAUAUCUCAAAAUCUCUCCCCCCCCCCUCUCCGCGUUUACUUGAAAAUACGGUAUCAAGCGCAAGACGAGCGCGCGUUAUAAAGUAAUUGCAUCUCGGAUCGUUAAUUAUGUUCUGCACUGUAAACCAAAGUGUUGUAGGAUAACAGCGUUAAUCACUUCACGGUUGUCUGCAGAUAUUGCCGCCGAGUUAGUUGGAAUAUGUCACAUCGGGGCGCUAAUGCACGUUACGUAAUUUACAUUGCAAUAUCGCUAUCAUCUAUCAGUGUCGUUAUAACGCGAUUAUCAUUUACGAUGACAUUUCGCAGGAUCGCAUGCAGCCGGACGGAAUCCCGACAAUAUUGAAAGGGAUGAAUGGAUCUGACUUUGGUUUGUAAGCGAGAAAACGCAUGUCAACGUUGAGGUCCAAUCUAAUUCGUAACGUAAUUGGGAACGCUUUACACUAAUAUGAUAUUUUAUUCAAGAAGUAUUAUUCAUGUAACAUUGUUAAUAUUGCAAUAUCUCGGUAUAUUCAAAAAUUAUCAUCGUAACAGUGUUGACGCGAGUGUCCUACAGCCUUUGGUACCGACGUAUAACAAUAAUUCCAUGCAACGUAUGCCAACAACGCUCAGCAAUAAAAUGAUACUACCGGAGUAUCGGGCAUCCCUGUAAGCAAAUGAAAUUCGCGUUGUACGCCCAGUAUUCCCGCACAGAAAAAAGAAAUUAAUAUCAAAUCAACAAUCAUUGUUUCAUAUAUAAGCAAAAAUAUAAAUCUUUUUCAAAAAAUUUAUAAUCUUAAACAGACACAAUUUGCUUACGUGAAGAGAAAAAUUUUCUUCAUGUAAGCAAAUUAUGUUAUAUAAAUUCUUCCGAGAAGAUUUGAUAUUCUUGCUUAUGAAACAAAGAUUGUUGAUUUGAUACUAAAUUUUUUUCGGUGCGGAUAUCCUAGACUCCUUUCCGUCGAUAAUAAAAUGCGCUUAACAGCACGACACUUAGAGAUCCAUGUGUUCAAACCCUAGUUUUAGCGUUAAGUACACGGCCAAGUAUAGCCAAAAUCGGGUUUUUCCUAUCAAGUAAAGAGAAAAAAAAAAUAUUGGCAGAGAUAACGAGAGUCGUCUCGCCUUUAUCGAGAGAAGUUAAAACCUUGGAAGAUGAGAAGCUUUAAUUUACGACUUCUAUUCGUCAAGCUAUUAAAAGCGCGUAAAAAAAAAAAAACAAAAAAAAAGAACAAACAAAAACCGUGACGACGAAUAUCCUGUGAAUAUCCUGUGUGAGUGUAUGCGUGUGCGUGUGCGCGUGUAUGUGCGAAUUAAAUUAUUACUUUCUCGAGUCAGAUCCGGAAGCUCAAGAGUUGACGAGAAAACGAGAAACCGACUUACAUACUUAAUUAUUCAGCAUCACCGAUUAAUCCUCAACGCGCCGAAGAUACGCUUUUGUCACCGCGAGAAAUAUAAUUCCCCGAUGAAGAGUGUCGGGCGCCUCGACGGGAUAACAGCGUAUACAGCUCAAUAAUAAGUUAUCCGGAAUAGAAAACGCCGGCGACGUGUCUCAUUUAUAAGGUACGCCGGAGAAAUUACACCGGAUUUACAGACGUAUAUCGCGGCGGCGAACCGUUACCUCAUACGACUAUUCGCCGGAACGGAAUAUUCGUGUCACGAUUGUGCAAACCUUCCUCGCGCUAAUUACACGCUCGUUAUGACACCGCGCCGCCACUUCCGACUUGGCGCGAUUUGCGUAUCGCGGCCGACGGACAUCGGCGAUUUGUGAGAGCGGAAAGCAAUCAGACUCGAUUUUCGCGCGUGUGCGGGAGAAAGCGAGAGCGAGCAUCUCGCGGAAAAAUCGAAAGUCGCGGCGACGAUGCCAAAGUGAUCGAAAUCGUCCACCGAUCGAUCAUUACGGAUCGAAUACGAAAGCGAGGGACGGUUUGUAUCGAGGGGAUUUGUAACGAGGAUGCGUUGUAACUGACGCGCGUUUACCGAUGCAUCAUGUGCAGUACGAGUAUCACGAUUACUUGAAACGUAUACAUGCGGACUCCCACACGUACACUCGAAUAUUACAACAUACAAUUGCAAUUGCGUACACACGUUCACACAUGUAUACAUAUAUAUUAAGACGACUCGACUGUAAAAGUAAUAUCGUUAAAUAACGUUAAUAUCAUUACAUUUUUAGCAUUGGUUUCCAGUCACGUCCCGCAUUUUCUUUCUGCCAUCGUAUAAUAAAUAUGUAUAUAAAUAUAUAAAUACAUAUAUAUAUAUAGACGAUACACAACAAUGUCACGAGUACUAGAAAGUAGCGAUAUAAAGGACUAUUUAAACGAAAUCAGCACUUAAAGCAUAAUGUAUAAGCAGCAAGAUGAAGUAAACUAUUAUAAAUAAUGUUAUACUGGCGAGAGCUGGGUCCCCAGUCGGGCCAAUAUUCGAUAAAUAUCGGCGUGAAGGUCUCGAAUUCACUUCUUUUUUUUUUUCCUUAGAUUAUUUCCGACACGUGCGAUACAUGCGUUUCGCGAUCAAACGGUCGGCUUCCGGUUCUACGUUCUUCCUUCAUUUUGUCGCUAGACAUGCCGCGAAUAUCAAUUCCUGCCCGUGCCGAUGCCUUUCCGAGUUUCAUUCGUUAACUGUACAUGCAAUCGCUGUUACCUACACGAGACUGCGAGCAACAUGUGCAGUGAGAAACAUCAAAUUUCUCUCGUACCAUUUUUUUGCAUUUCAAACUUCUUUUUACAUUAUUUUACAAUUUUAUGCUUAUUUAUUAAAAGUCCAUGGUAAUAAAAGGUUUCAUAAAUAGAUUGUCUAAUAAAAAUAAUUAAUAACAUUACGGAAAUAUUAUUAUCUUUUUCAUUCAAAUUAUUAAAGCUUAUUCCAUUGAAAUGAAAGUUCUCUUCCCCUUUUUUACUUAUAUUUAAUUUUAUACUGGUAAAACGACAAGAAUUUUAGAACAUUAAAAGAAUCAAGAAUUCUUAUAUGACUCAUAGAAUGACAGAACUGACGUUGUGCGUGAUUAAUGUAUCGACUCUUAAAAAGAUAUCGUGAUAUUCAAAGUUAAGAGAAACGGAAGCUAUUAUAUUUCAGACCCUAGUGGCAUGGAUAGAAUAUCGUUGUUACAUCGAUAAUGAUUGAAUAUCGAUAAGCAAAGUUGCACGCUAUACUUAUUACAUAUAAUAUCGUAUUAUGAACGUCGCGCUUUAAAAAUGACACACCAAACAAAGAAAAUUCUAAAUUAACUUGAUAUCCUUCUUAUAUUUCGAGUUUGAUUUUUCAGAUGGAAAUUUAUCGCAUGGAAAAACGCAAUUAAAAAAAAAAAAAAUAUCGGAAUUGACAGAUUAAAUUGCACUUUUGCCAUAGCGUGAGACUUAUCGCGCGAUUAACCGUACGAAAAGUUUUCUGGGAAACUGGGAAAGGCGUUGCACGAACAUGGAAAGCAAUUGAUCCGUAAAUAUUAUACGAGCUUCUGUCGGAACGUAUACGAGACUUACGAUAAAACACAUGGAAAACGGAAACAUCUUUUACGGUGGAUUAAGAUCCAAAAGUGCGUUCGUAAAAUCCAUUCAAGCACUUCUUUUCGUAUAGCGAAAGAAAGAAGCUUUAAGUAGAUAAUGGACGUUUAAGCCGGCCGGAGUUUCGACGCCGGAAACCGUAAAGUAUUUACGGAAGUUUUUUGGAGUUGUUUAUUUUCGCUACAAAAAAAAACAACAAAGAUAAAGAAAGAAAGCAAAGAAUAUAUCUUCCCUAUCGUUCCCGAACGGUUUGAUUAUUUUAAUUACGUAACUUUAUCGCGAAGUGAAUAUAUACUACGUGUAGUUUCCAACACAAACGCACCAACGAACACCAAAUGAAUUUUUUAUCGAGAGAAGUUUUUAUUUAACGCGCGCGAGUCCGCGCGAGGUUUAGUGCUUAGCGAGCAAUAGGAAACCGAGCGAACGACUUCGCGUCUUAACCCGAGAGCAAUAACGAAAUCAAUGCGGAAGAGAAAUUAAUUAGUCGAAUAGGGGCGAUACUCCUCGCGCGUCGGGGGUAUACGCGGCUGCAAUACUUGUUGAUCGCGGGUGUAGUGUCGGGUCAAUAAUAAUAAAAUAUUUGUUAAUGUCUCGGCUGUUUUCGAAUUCCUCCCGAUGAAUCAUGCCGAUGAGAAACGCAGAACACCCUUUUUGAUACUUCGGAACGCGCGAGCAAUUGAGAAACUUAUGGAUUUCAUCUCAUAUCUAGUAGGGCGAUCGUUAACGAUCGCGCUCGAGAAUCAGGGCAAAGCAAUACUCAAUCUAGCAUAAUUUUACGUGUAAAGUCCAAGUAAAUGUACAAAUGUUUGAGCCAAUCCAAGCGCGAAAUUUCGAUGUUCCCCUCUUUCGGAUUACUUUCGAUGCUCGUGAUUCGCGAUUAAUUCGACGGCGCCGAGAAAAGGGAAAGGAAAAGAGAAAGAGGAGAGAGAGAGGAGAAUCGCUAGAAAAUACACUGAGAAAAAAAGUUAACUCGACUAAAAUUUCCAACAUGAUUAAAUUUCUUCAACUGAAGUAUUUAUGUAUUUAAAUUAAAUAUAUAAAUGCUCAAAUCAAAGUUCAAGUAUUUUGUGUAUUUGAAUUAAAUGCAUAAAUAGUUGAACUGAAACAAUUUAACCGUGUUGAAAAUUUUAGUCAAGUUAACAACUUUUUUUUCUCAGCGUACGAAUCAAUAUAUACGCAAAGAUGUUAUAUUCUAACACAACGAUAUAACAGUUAAAAAAAAUCAAUUUUAAAUCUUACAUUUUACGAAAUCUCGUAAAUCGCAAAUUAUCUAAUAAAUGAUUCGCUCUUGCAGUAAAAUAAUAUUUGCAAUUUAUCAAGAAUACGGCAAAUAAGCAAGUACACACGUUUCUGCAAAUCUGAAUUUCAAAGUCCAAUAUAAAUUGCACGACAAAAUAAUUCGAGGAAUGCGACGCGCUGUGGAAUUGCCGUGUAAUCACGAAGCGGACGAAUUUUUCAUUGUUUUUGCGUUACGCGGAGAGAACGUGACGAAUGCGAUCGGGGGAAUCGAGAUCGAGAGAGGGAAAGAGACAGAGAAAGAGAGAGAGAAAAAAUCGCUCAAGGGUGAAAACGAGUCAAUAAUGAUAAAACUGAGUCAAUAAAACCUUUCGAGGACGAAACCGAGUCAAUAAAAUCUUAAUAAGCGACUAUAAUAGUGAUAUUAAGUACAAAGCGAGCGAAAGCAAGAACGAUUCGCGCAAACGGGCUAUGUAAGCGGCAAUUCCGAUCCCUCUCUCGCGGUAGUGCCCGAUCGAUUCCGCGCACGUUUGACGCAACGGAAAAAAAAUAAAAUAGAUAAAUAAAAAAAAGGAACGCGCGCGUUCACACUCGCGCCGCACUUUCGGGAUGCCUUAAGCGAAAUCUCGGUUUCGAAUGUGUCCGGGACUUGUCGGGGCGUUCAAUGUUAUAUAGUUAGACGGUUAGUAAGGCCGGUUCCUUGGAAAUUGUGAGGUGAUCACUUUUCGUACUUCGUGUCGUGGAAAUGUCUUCUACACCUGUCGUCGUUUACUGUGCUGUCCACUUUGUCUGUUAAACGCACUGUUACACGCGUGUUCUUCGUGUGCGUGCGCGCCUGUGUCGUCUGCGUGUAUGUUGAGCAUCGAACGGCUGUGGUGCUCGAUGUUAUCCGAAGAGCGCAUAAUUAAAAGGAACUAUGUCGGACUGCAUUUUCACGUCGUUAAAAUUGUACGCGUACACCGCCCCCUUCCCCCCGCCACCCUCUCUCUCUACGUGUGGGCGAGGUAACGCAUUUACUGAUCGAUAAUGAACGGCCUCUCUCAACUCACGCCGAAAUUGAUCGCGGCACCGUCAAACGAUAGAAUAAAUAAAUGACGAAAUCGAUACGGUCGGGAUUGUAUCCGCGCGGACGCACCAAAGAGAAUUGCAAUAUAUUUGUAAUUGAGUUACCUCGCGAUGACGCGCAAUCUGAAUUUGCAAUAACGAGGUCCUGUCGUCCGGUUCCACAAACAUAUACCGAAGCGAAUUUCAAGUGAGUAGUUAAUUGCGCAUUAAAACGUUCACACUGUCCAAUUUCUGAAAAUUUCCACUGAAAAAUUCGCUUAUUUCCAAAGGGAGCGUUAAUUCAACGCCUUAAAAAAAUAAAAAAUAAAAAUAAACUUUUUAGCUCGAAGCCAAAAACCGAUGUUCUAAUUUCGAUGUAUUCCGUAAUUUUGAAAUAUGGGAUAUAACGGAUUCAUUCGUUACCACUGCGUUUCUCGCUAGGCAGCGGCGCAGCGAUAAAUUCAACGAAAUAUUGUGCCAAUGGAAGAAAAAUGUAUUUUGAACGUGUGGAGCCGGACGGGAAAAAAACUCCCUCCCCCCCUUCUGUCUAUCGCAAUAUAACUUUAUCGACACGAGCCACUUCUUCCCCCUUUCAUCUUCUCGACGCUCUUUUCUCGUACUAUUGGAAGCUCGCAGAGUCCAUGUUAAUCCAAUUAAACGUGAUCUUAAAUCGUUGUUAGUGAUAAGGAACGGGAAGGUGAUACAACGAUUAAACGGAAGCAACAAAUUCUACAGAGUGAGUUUGUUCCCUGGUAUGGAGGGGACAAGAGAGUGAGAGGGAGAGAAAGGGAGAUAGUGAGAAAAUGAGAGUGAGACAAAAAGAGAGAGAAUGAUAGAGAAAAAAAAAAGAGAACAGAGAAAAAGUGCCUAUACGCCAGUAAAUUAUUGUUUAGCGUGUUUAACGCGUUUCAUACGAGUACGGUCAGUGUCAAUUACAGGUUUGAAGGAACUGAAGACAACGUUGAGACAAAAGCAAUAACACGGCUCCCCCUAAUAAAACGGCAAAUCAUCUCGGCUACGGUAACGCGAUUCUGAAUUAUUAUUCUUCUUGUUAUUGACGGCGAAAAAAUCAAUAGCUGCUUGUCGAACGGCAUGAGAACAAAUUUACUAAAAGUAACGAGAACGAUUUCCACACUCGUACGAAGGCGAUCCACUCGGUAAAUCUAGCCUCCUCCCGAUCUUUCAAGUGUUGGAUCGAUUUAUCAAAACUCAUCGGACGUGUAACAAUAGAAAAAAAAUGUAAUCCACAUAAUAAUUAUUGAUGCGGAUUUCUCCGUCUGCAUAUUUAUACAAUUACAUAAUUAUAUUUUACGUAACUUAUCGUAUGAGAUCGUCGGAAAGAUUUCUGAAUCGGAGACACCGCGUACUCUCGAUCGUCACUAUCCAAGUUCGCUUUCUCACAACUGCGCGCGUUUCACCGCCCGAUUACGAAAGAAUAGAUUAAGAUUGUAAAUUCAAUAAAAUAAAAGAAGAAUCCGUGCAAAUGGGGGGAGGAAUCCAACGCGCGCCUUCGGCGAAAUCGUCCUCGUUGAUUCGACGAUAGCGAAUAAAAACGGCCGCGACACUUUCAGGAUGUAUGUGAUAUCAGGUGAACCUUUUACCUUACCUAUAACGCAUAUAGAUAUUGAUAUUGUACGUAUUGUGAUAGUUACCCGUAAAAGCCCAGCAAAAGAAGAUUCGCCAGUCCGAACGAACCUACAUCCCUCUCCGCCCCAACCCCUCACCACCCCCCACCACCCCAUUCCGAGUACGACUGAUAUUUACAGGAUAUUGUUCCAAUUGGAUGCUCCCAAAGAAGCCGGGGUAUUCAAAAGCAAUAACUUCGUAGACGGUCGCGCGUCCUUGAUGAGGCGCGCGUCCGAUAUAAUAUUAAUUAAUAAUUAAAGAAAACGAGAGAAAGGAAGAGAGAAAGGGAGUGCGAGCGAACGAGAGUGCGAAAGAGAGAAAGAAAGAAAGAGAGAGAGAAAGAAUGGGACCGAGAAAUAGAUCGACAAAUUCUCAAUCCGCAAUAGUUUAAGCCUACCUAAGACGGCGCAGCCGAGCAACACGAUAAUUAUUUACGUACGCGCGCUUAAACGGUCGAAUUUAGCGGAACGUGCAAGACGGAAUGGAAAGGAUACGAGAGAGUAAACUAAUAAUAUAUCCGCGUAUAAGAAGCAGAACGAUUAAACGCUUGUAAACGAUGAAGAAAGCAUAGCGAGCCUAAGGAGCAUGAUUAGUAGGAGAUUAGGGAUUAAAAAGAGAGUAGAAUUAAAAAGUAGCGUCUAAUCGUGAAGAGCGUGUUACGAGCGUACGUAGGAUCCUCUGGUUUCGUGAAAAAAAUGAUGGAAACGAGUUGCACAUACAUACACACUCUCACACACACACACACACCCAGGCAAGAGAUGCCACGGAAAUUUCGCCACGGAAACGUGUACGAUGGGGGGAAAAAUACGGGAAGGAAUUACAAAAGAAGAAAAAAAGGGAAAGGAAAGCAGAGAAAAUGUGCGUAUGCGAGAGAAUGAGUGCUGGUAUGCUGUGCGUACGUGUGUGUGCGCGCACAGGUAUUUUGUAGCUUUUACGUAAGAGUGCAGUACACACGCAGAACAUAAAGUUAACUAUAUUUAUAGAAAUACGUUGACGGUUAUUACCGACGAAAUUAUAUCGAAUUAAUUAAUAGGACAGCGUGAUCACGUUAAUCACGGUUAAUCGCGUGCGCACGUGUGAACGGACAAGAGAGAGAGAGAGAGAGAGAGAGAGAGAGAGAGAGAGAGAGAAAGAAAGAGUGCGUACUUUAGCAGCUAUAUAGUGCAUUCGACAGCAAGUCGCAAAUUAAGAAUUACGACCAUUUACGGUUAUCAUUAUAUACAGAAAUGAUAACGGCGAAAAAUAUUAUUAUUAUUAUCAUUAUUAUUAUGAUUACGAUUAUUAUUAUUAUUAUUAUUAUUACCAACUACAUUAAUCACUAUUAUGAUUACUUAUUAAUUAGUAAUGAGGAAAAACUACCAAUAAAAUAUACCUUGCAUGAUUAGUAGGGCUAUACUGCCGCCGAAGCAAUACAAAGAGCAAUAUAGAGUUAAAAACGAGUAAUUAACGGCGUAAAGAUACUAAAGGUAAAUUAUAUUAUACCGAUAAUGAAAAAAAAAUUCGUAGAUGACACACACACACACACACAAAACACUUUACACGCAUGCAAACACAUUCGCGUAUGCUCACAUAUACGCACACCUUUACACAAGCACACACGCUUUCACGAUACAUACAUAAAACAUACAUGUACACGCACACACACACACACACACACAGUCAUACACGUAUAAUGUACACGUAUACACAGACAUUAUGUAUGGCCCUUAACUUAUUCUGACCGUAGUGCUAAUUGUACUUAGCAUUUACGUAGAUGACACUAAUUGCCUAGAUCGACCAGCCUGGCUGGCUAAUUAAUUAUUUGCCGAUCGAGACUACUUUCGACGGGAAUAACGUUGGCGCGUUUAGCACGUAGAGAGCGACGAUAAUAAACAUUCCAGACGAUUGUAUUUCGCCUCCGAGGUAGUGAUAUAGUUACUGUAGAUUGCUAAUGUAUUUCACUCGGUGCCUGUGACAGCUGGGAUCGCUAUCUGCGCUCUAUUAAGAACCUCGAGGUUCUUUUAAUUGAAACUGGGAGGAGUUGAAGGAUAAAAGAUAACCGACAUUUCGAGCACACUUGUGGGGGAAACUACUGUAUUCGCAUCGUGAUGGCAUUCGAUACUAACUAUUCAUUUUAUUCGUUCGAUCGUUCGAAUCGCUCUCUUGAGCCACAAAAAAGAAAGAAAAAUAUGGCUUUAUUCGCUCAUCUUAACAAACUUCGUUAACGACAGAAUUUUAGGAUUAGAUCAAGUCCAUUUUCUCGUUAUUUAUCAACAAAAAAAAAAAA
Molecule: messenger RNA, 21629 nt
Organism: Solenopsis invicta (red fire ant)
Lineage: Eukaryota; Metazoa; Arthropoda; Insecta; Hymenoptera; Formicidae
Gene: scrt
Product: zinc finger and BTB domain-containing protein 17
Biological process (GO): regulation of transcription by RNA polymerase II
Molecular function (GO): DNA-binding transcription factor activity; RNA polymerase II cis-regulatory region sequence-specific DNA binding
Source: RefSeq, a predicted model, not a curated record